This is a messenger RNA of Porites lobata, 5553 nucleotides long. The record is from the annotation of a GenBank genome assembly. Lineage: Eukaryota; Metazoa; Cnidaria; Anthozoa; Scleractinia; Poritidae.
AUGUCGAUGGCAACGAAUUAUAGGUACGAAGUGGAACGACCUGGAGCGAAAAAUCUACGGAAAGCGCUUAAAAGACAGGAGGAGCGAAUCAAGGUUUGUGCAUGACAAGAGAUAAAAGGGCUACGCUGGGAUAUGUGUAACUGGAUCAAUUUUGCUUACUUUCUGUUAGGUAAUUACGUAAAGAUCAAAUCCAUUGUGUGCUUUAUACUGCAGGGAAAGCGGUAAAAUUUAUUUCCAUUGUUUAGGAGCAAUUAACAAUUUUGUCAGAACGAUUAAGCUGAUCUUCUCUUCAGGCAACAAUGAUGUUGUUUUCACUAUAAAGCAAAUUUAAAUUAUUUCAAAGAAAUAGCAUUUUUGCGCACUGCAUUUAGAGGCAUUAAUCUUCGAUUCACCGAGUGAUGAAAUCAGCCAAUGGCGCGAAAGUUAAAAUCUGCAAAGACUACGUUGGGAACAAACCCUCGAGCACAAGUCAGUUAAUUCCUACAUAAUUGUUGCGAAUUAGGUUCUCAAAAGAACUUUCCUUGACUGUAGUUGAAAGAGGUGUGUGUGUGUAGCGGGGAAAGGCAACAUACAACUACAUUGAUACAUGUGCGAAGUACUGAGGCUUGUGGAAAAUACUAUUGAUCCAACAAUAAUCGCUAAUUGAUAGGUCUUUGGGAAUAAGUCAUAUAAAUCUUGGUUAUCUUUUUAAAGGACAAUGGUUGUUAUUGUAAGUUAUAUGUUAGCUACAGGUCCACCCCGCUUUUGUCUUCUUGAGUGAAGUUCAGAUAUGUCCAAUGCUUUGCUUUGUCAUAACAUAUUUGCCAAACUUUGGCAACUUUUUGCCAUUUUCGCCAUUGCAUGCAUUUCUGGACACAAGUGCAGGCGAAGUUAAGGCCUUCGAAGAUCAGUACCAUACCUGAACUUCUGAACUAGUCAAUCUUGUUUUCUCUCAUCAAACUGGUUUUCCAAGUGCGAGCAUUGGUUUAUUGAUAAACCGCUGGUUAUAACUAAGCUCGCUGUACCAGGGUGCUUAACUUUAUCACAGCAACAAGCAGAAUAUGCAUGCUAAAUAACAAUUACUAGCUACUGAUGUACAGUGUGUUGUACACUGUAUAUGCCAAAAGGGAGUAAGCUUAAAUGAAAAGGUCUGCUAGCCUGGUUAGCCACUUUGCAGAGAUUGCAACAUACUUGUACAUGUUUUAGAAUGACUGUCCUUUGUAUUCUGGGGUGCGGGAGACAGACUCUGGGAUUUCUGGCAUAUUCCCUACCUACCAACCUCGUUCCCGGGGUUCUCUCCUACCCAUCCCUAUGGAGCGAGAGAGAGAGAGAGAGACCCUGGUUGGGUCUGGUCAUUGUCUCCAGAGCAGGGUUGUCAGAAAGUUUUGAAGUAGAUGGCUGAGUUGUUAAUGUAAGCAGUCAGCGCUGGAGGGCAAGCCUCUAGGGGGAUCUAGGGGCAUGCUGCCCGAGUAAAAUUUGUAUAUUUAGACACUCUGAAAUGCUGUUUUCUGCACUCUCCAGGGAUUUCUCUCCCAAGUUACGGGAAAUCUAAAGUGAAUUAUAGGGUGAAUUAUAUUACUGCAUGUAGGCAUUAACUUUCUCAUUUCUUCAUUUUGAUCAUUCUUAAAAGUGAUCAGUGUAAAUAUCAUGUGGGUUAAUGUUAACUUACAAAUUUCAAAAUGCAGAAAUCAGUAGUUUUUGGUGGGUAUUUAUUUUUUUCAUUCACCUGAAAAAUUCAAGUUUCUUAGUCAAAAGAAAAUUUAUUUGCAGUUCUAGAUGCUGAAGACAUGGCGAGGAGGCCUAAAGGAAACUGUAGGGCUUAUGUUAAUUAGAAUUACAAUUUUUCGACAAAAAAUUACGGCGAUUAGAAAAUGAAAAAUCACUUUACAAAUGUUUAAAUACAAAAGGCUGGAUCAUUUUACUGCGGUCCACUGUUUACAGAUUGCCUUGAUAAAAAAAAAACUUUUUGGUUCACUGACCUGUUUCUUCUAAGCUAAUGUUUGAUUUGUACAGACAUUAAAAUUAGACUCAAAACACUUAAUACAUAGAUCAUUUUUAGUGGUCCACUUCCCCAAAUCAUGGGGCUACACAACCAGGGUCCCUUUGAAAUGGGGACACAACCAGGGUCUCUUGAUGGGUAGGAAAGAGAACUUGGGAAUGAGGUUACCCUACCUACAUGUACUAGGGUUGCCCUGGAUCUGUUCAGUAAUAGAUCACAGAUGACAUCAAAAUGAUUGUGGUAAAAAGGAAGUGGCACACGAGCCGCAGGCAAGCAUGUGUCACUGAUGUUUUUACCACAUUUUGAUGUUCUCUGUGAUCUAUUUCUACACAGACCUACAGCAACAUGGAAUCCAUUAAAUUUUGUUUUAUACAUGCAAUGAUCAGAAAAGAAAAAAGACCGAUACACACUUACCUGCCUUGUACUGCUUGACUGUUCGAGGAUUUUUGCUAGUUUAGGCAUUUUUUAAGUCCCAAGUUAUAUAUACCUGUCGUCUCUGCUUCUUCUUUUUUCGCCAUCUUACUUGUGUACAGUUACUUCGAAGAGUUUUUGAAGUCUUUUGUUGCUCAAAGCAGAAUAAUGUGCGAAACAUUUUUCGAAACAGCAAGUCUCUCACAGCAAUGACACAAUGAUCACAAUUUAACUGUUGUAAAGAUUUCUUGCAGUUUAUAGACAUUCUCAACGUGGUCAAGAACUCUUUUUGCCUCCAUUUCUCCAUUUUUCUUCUUUGUAAAUAACUCGUGGUAAAUUUUUUUUCCUUGCUUUCACCUUCCAAAUCCGAAAUAAUCAAACACACAUGUUCAAAUCUGUGCGCCAUGUUGCAGCAAAACAAAGAAAACUGUGUUUUCCCAUGAUGUCAUCCAUGUGUCUGCAUGUACUCUAAUAGAUCAUGGGCAACGAUCAAUCACAGCGCGCAUUGCCUUCAAAUCAUUCUACAGAUAAAGUGAAAUACCAAGUGAAAGGCUCUGCAUUGCCCUGGUCAUUCCCAGGGGACAGGGGGCAAAAGAGUGGACAUGUCAAGGAGUUUCAAAUAACAGCGGUUCUUAACUUUGAUGUGUAAUGACUGAUUAAGUUUUGAAAUGACUGUAGUUUUGUUUUGGAACUGUUGUAGAUUGGUACUAGCUAUCUUUAAUUUUAGAUAAUAUUUAACCUUUUAGGUCUUAGUUUAUUUUAUUCUCUUUCAUUGUAAGUUUUAUGCUCUCACAAUAAGUUUGUUCAUGGCUCUGAAUUUAGCAGUUGUGGCUGAAAGUAUGUGUAAUUAACCAUGGCUAAGUGAAGGUAACGUGUUGUUACAUGUAUCAUGGCAUUGGGCAUAUUAGUAAUUUCAAAAACAUCAAAAUUCACAUGUAAUUUUUCUUUUUGUGGUAGAAUGAUGAGCUUAAUUCUGAACAGGAAGCAAAAGUCAAGAGGUAAUUAUACUUUUACAAGUAGCCUUAUUAGCUUUAAAAAUAAACCCUAGGCUUGUAUCAAAAUUUAAAUUAUAUUUUGUUGUGCUCAGACUGGCAAAUAUUUUUUCAUAAAAGUAAUGGGAAGACACUGUAAGAGACUUAUGAAGAAAUUAGAGACUGGUGCAUGUGACUUAUUUUUACUAGGUACUAUAAAUAUUAAAGUACUAGUCCAUGUAAAUCUGGAAUUGAAAAUGAUUGUUUUUGUGGGUCCUUCUGUCCAAACUUAAACACGCCCAAAUUUAACGUUAAACAAUUAAAAGAAACAGAUUAUAGUACAAAUCCGGGUUAGGCUUAUCUGUGAUGUGACAAUAAUAGCAAAAUGCCUGGCACCCUACAUUUUUGUAUAAUAAUUCAUGACUCACAUUUUUUCUUUAGUGAGGUUAGAGUAAAUCAGAUUGCUGAAUGGAUGGAAAAACAAGAAGAGGUUUGUGAUCACCGGUAUCUUACCUAUACAUUGUAAAUCUAGACAAAUGGCAUUUAUUUAAAUGAUGUCAAAAGCGUAAAAUUUUUAUCCUGAAGUUGCAGUGUAGGGGGUUUUUGGAGUCAACCAAACAAAAAAUAAAUAUUUAGUUUCUUGUAAGGAAUUACAUUUUGUUCAAUGUACUGAUAUGUGACUGUCAGGUGAGUUCUUAGGAAAACCCUAAAUCACAAUGCAUGUAAACAAUGCAACAAAAAAGGGCAAUUAAUGUUUUGUGAUGUUAAAUAUAAUUAUUAUGAUUGACCAAAAUCAGAAUAAUAUUAUUUCCAAAAUGGCCUGGUAAUUAAGUUUUCAAGAGGUACAUGACUUGUAUGUGUACACCAGAAAAAAUUAAUCUGUUACACACAGCAUGGGUAACUUUGUUUAUAAUUACCUAUCAGCUUCCUAGUCUACUGUACAUGUGAGAGUGCAUUUGUCACAAUGUGGAUGUAAGUAAAAUAGACAGCCAAGCCUGACUCAUCUCCACAGUCAUCUCUCUUGGUUCCCACGUGUGGGGAAUGAAAAGCAAGAAGCAUGACUAAAGGGAGGGCGAGGGGUGAUGAGAAGAAGGGAAAGGAAAGGGAGAGAAUAUAAUCCUGUUUCCCUCACCCUCCCUUGACCAUGCAUCUCUUGUUAAUAUUAAUAGGAGACUCAGAGAUGACUGGAGACAGAAGAGUCAGGGAUAGCCAAUUAAAUUACUGUGCUUUUCAAUAAAACUUCAACUCUGAAAUUAAAAAGCCAGCUUAGCUUACAAUAAUGUUUUUUGCUGCUGCAAGCAACAAGCAAUGAACCUUGAAACACAGAAACACUCAAAAUGAAUCAAAAUCCACCAAUCAGAAAUCACAAACUGUGACCUUUUGAACUUGUGGAAGUAAAUUUCUGUUUUCUGCGAGGUUUGCUAAGAUGAUCGACAGCACCGAAGAUUGCAAAUGUUAGUUGGCUUUUGAACUUCAGAAUUCAUGUGUUUUUGAAAAGUGCAGCAAAAAUGAAUUUUUAAAUUUACUUGUUGCAUUUUGCAGAAUAGUGAAAGACGAUUGCUAAAGCAAUGGGCUGAGGACACAAAACAGGAGCUGUCUCUUGCCAACAAAGAAUUAACAGCUGUAAGUUUUUUAUUAAAUUAUUACAUUUGUACAAUUUUCAAAUCAAGGAUAAGGUAUAGCCAGAGAAAAGAAGAAAAAAAAACUGUAACCUAGCUGCUGCCUAUAAGCCCUGUGCCUGGUUGCUCAGAGGCCAAUUAGUGCUGUGAACAGUGUACAUUCUCCAAUAAAUUCUUGGCACUUAUUGACAUUUGCAAGUUAAAUAGAGAGGCUAAUUUUGUUUUCUAAUUUUUAUCUCAAAGGGGGCGGGGUGGGGGAGGGGGGCAAGGGGGUCUUGAGUGUUUAAGGAACUGUCAUUUAGUAUAAAAUGACCUUACGCACUGUAUAUCUCAUAAUUUAUUUUUUGUUCUAUAAAACAUUUCAGGUCAGAAGAGCCCAGCUUCGUAACCUACUAUAUACAGAGCAAGCUUUGUAUGAGAUGGAGCUAAAUAACCAAGGCAAAACAUUUUUCAUUCAGAGAACAUGACAUCAACUUAUUACUCGUUGUAUAAUACAGUUAACAUUUUAUUGUCAAUGUUGUUUAAAUUCUACCUUGUUCAAUUGUUGAAAUUUAAUAAAAUGUGUAAACUAACA